Messenger RNA from Daucus carota subsp. sativus, 1410 nucleotides. RefSeq lists its product as uncharacterized. The transcript is spliced from 3 exons. The coding region runs from base 169 to 1203 and encodes 344 amino acids. NCBI's taxonomy places the organism in Eukaryota, Viridiplantae, Streptophyta, Magnoliopsida, Apiales, Apiaceae. The record is from RefSeq and is a predicted model, not a curated record.
AUCCCCAAAUCAUCUCAAUUUUCUCCUCAGAUGCAUCUUGAUCAUCUCAUUUGUCUCUCCGGGGCAUCUCGAAGCUAGCUCCUCCCUUCCGUGGCUAGCUAGCUAGCUUCCAGCCUUCAAUCCAUCUCCCAAACACAUUAGCAAAAACCUCAAUAUAAACCAAAAAACAUGUCUUCCUCAAACAAACUGCCAUUGAUUCUUUUCCUUGCUUCCCUCCUCCUUCGAACAACUCUAGGGGAAAUAAUAUGCGAGGAGUUAUCCAAGGAAGUAUGUGCAUUUUCGGUAUCAUCUUCUGGGAAAAGAUGUUUGCUGGAGAAUUCGGAGACCAAGGAAGGGCUAGACUAUCAAUGCACAACAUCAGAUGUGAUUGUGCAGAGAAUGGCAGAGCAUAUCGAGACGGAUGCUUGUGUUAAUACAUGUGGCCUUGAUCGGACCAUGGUGGGGAUGUCAUCGGAUUCGUUGCUAGAGCCACAAUUCACCGCGAAGCUCUGCUCUGACUAUUGUUACCACAACUGUCCCAACAUUAUCGACCUUUACUUCAAUUUGGCUGCUGGAGAAGGGGUAUUUUUACCUGAUCUGUGUGCUGAACAAAAAGUUAACCCUCAUCGCGCAAUGCAAGUCUUAAUGAACUAUGUUCACAUUAGAGCUGUGGGUUCAAAUUAUGAUACUGAAGAAGAUGCCCCAUCUCCUUCAAGUCAAAGUAAUGGAACUCCUGCUCCUGCUCCUGCUCCAGCUCCAGCUCCUUCGGUUGAAAGUGCUGAAAAUGAAGAUGGUGCUCCAGCUCCUUCAAGUGAGAGUGCUGAAAGUGAAGACGACGCUCCAGCUCCUUCAAGUGAAAGUGAAGACGAUGCUCCAGCUCCUUCAAGUGAAAGUGCUGAAAGUGAAGACGACGCUCCAGCUCCUUCAAGUGAAAGUGAAGACGAUGCUCCAGCUCCUUCAAGUGAAGAUGAUGCUCUGGCUCCAGCUCCAUCAAGUGAAACCGCUGAAAAUGAAGAUGAUUCUCCAUCUCCUUGGAGUCAGAGUGCUAAAACUGAUGAUUAUGUGCCAUCUCUUUUAAGUGGUGAAUACAGAGACGUGGCUUAUGCUCCACCUCCCUCAAGUGAAAGUGCUGAAGGUGAAGAAGGUGCUCCAUCUCCAUCUCCCUCCGCUUCAACAAGUAUGGACGAAGUUGAGGAAGAUGCAGCAGCCCCCAUCUACCACUGAAAUUAGCUUGAGAAUAACAUGGACCUUGGUUUAUUAUAAAAGGGAAUUUGUCUAAUGAAAUUUGGGAGUACUAUGAGAAGAUUAUAGCUAUACUUUUAUCUAUAGACAAGAGAGGGAGACUUGUAUAAGAAAAUAUGAAAUUCAUAUAAAGGGAACAUAGCUAUACUUCUUGCUAUAUAACAUGGAAUGCGUUUGUCUCUGAUUCAG